AAGGAUGCUGCUGCAUCUCUGGCUGACUUCUGAUCACUUUGGAGCGUUUGACGUUUCAGUGAUGCGCCCACAGAAAAUCAGAGUCUGAGCCGGAGCGUGUGCACGGUGAUUGACACACAGUUUGUGUGUAUGUGGUGAAAGCCAUGGCGAGCGCUCAGCCGGGGGUCCACGCACUCAAACUCCGGCCUCCCUCCAUCUCUCACACACUGAGGAAUGGCAGCAACUUCAUUAAAUGGGACGAGGAUCUGUCCACACUGACACCAGUAACACUGCAUGUGGAUCCACAUGGAUUUUACCUCUACUGGAGUGACCAAAACAAGGACACAGAGCUGUUGGAUCUGACCCUCGUCAAAGAUGUCAGAACAGGAAGAAGCACAAAAACACCCAAGGAGGCCAAGCUGCGGGAGCUGCUGGAUGUGGGAAACCUGGUUGGACGUCUUGAGAACCGCAUGGUUACCGUGGUUACAGCCUCAGACAUUGUAAACGUCAACCAGCUCAACUUCAUCGCAUCACAGGAGGAUGAAGCUAAGGUUUGGUGUGAGGAACUUUUUUGUCUUUCAUCCAACCUGCUGAGCCACAAUCUAAACAGAGACCACAGUCUGCUGAAAGCCUACGUCAAGCUAACGCUUCAGCCCAAUGUAGAAGGACGAAUCCCAGUUAAGAACAUUGUUCGCCUGUUUUCGUCAGAUAGAAAAAGAGUAGAGAAUGCGCUGGAGAACUGCAGACUGCCCUAUGGACGGGGUGACAGCAUCAAGCUUGAGGACUUCUCACUAGAAGUCUACAAAAGCUUUUUGGACAGUCUGUGUCCCCGUCCAGAGCUCAGUAACAUUUAUAAACUGCAUGGAGGGGAAGACGGGAUGUUGUCAGCUGAUCAGAUGACAGAGUUCAUCAACAACAAGCAGAGAGACCCGAGGCUGAACGAGAUCCUGUACCCGCCUCUCCGCCCGGCGCAGACGUACAUGCUGAUGGAGCGGUACCAGCAUGAGAAGGAGCUGCUGAAACAAGGUGUCAUCACUCUCCAAGCGUUCAUCAGUUAUCUGUCCAGUGAGGAGAACGGCGUGAUCCCGCCAGACAAACUGGAUCAGUCUGAAGACAUGAGUUUCCCCCUGUCCCACUAUUUCAUUAACUCAUCACACAACACCUACCUGACAGCGGGGCAGCUGGCAGGGAGCUCGUCUGUGGAGAUGUACCGGCAGGUUCUCCUGGCUGGUUGCCGCUGUGUAGAACUGGACGUGUGGAAAGGGCGAACGGCUGAGGAGGAACCUGUUAUCACACACGGGUUUACCAUGACAUCGGAAAUCUCCUUCAAGGAAGUGAUUGAAGCCAUUGCAGAAUGCGCCUUUAAGACGUCACCUUUUCCUGUCAUCCUGUCGUUUGAAAACCAUGUGGACUCUUUGAAGCAGCAGGCAAAAAUGGCUGAAUAUUGUCGCUCAAUUUUUGGAGAAGCACUUUUAAUCGACCCGCUGGACAAAUAUCCUUUGGAGUCAGGUGUUUCUCUGCCCAGUCCACAAGAGCUGAUGGGCAAAAUUCUCAUCAAGAACAAAAAAUCCCACAAACCCUCCGAUAACACCGACACCAAGAGACUAACGGACCAGCCUGCCAAUCAGAGCAACGAACCUGUGUCUCCUAGCAACAACACAGGAGAUAUGGAGGCUGAGAGCGAGGAAGAGGAUGAUGACGAAGAUGAUGAUGGUAAAAAGAGUUCUGCAGAACGGGAGGCAGUGGCCACAGAGGAAAUGUCGACUCUGGUAAACUACGUCCAGCCAACCAAGUUCAACUCCUUCGAAGCAUCCAAGAAAGCGGCCCGCUGUUACCACAUGUCGUCUUUUGUGGAGACCAAAGCUUUGGAACAUCUCACCAAGUCACCAGUGGAGUUUGUGGAAUAUAAUAAAUCCCAGUUAAGCCGUAUCUACCCAAAAGGAACCAGAGUGGACUCAUCAAACUUCAUGCCUCAACUUUUCUGGAACGCCGGCUGUCAGCUGGUGGCUCUCAACUACCAAACUAUAGAUUUGUCCAUGCAGCUGAACCUCUUCAUGUAUGAGUACAACGGUCGGUGCGGCUAUAGAUUGAAGCCUGAGUUCAUGAGGCGACCCGACAAACACUUUGACCCCUUCACGGAAAACACAGUGGAUGGCAUCGUAGCAAACACCCUGUCUGUGAAGGUGAUUUCAGGCCAGUUCCUGACUGAACGGAGGGUGGGUGUGUAUGUGGAAGUAGAGAUGUUUGGACUUCCUGCAGACACCAGGAGGAAGGCGCUAAAGACUAAAACCUCCCAGAACAGCAACGCCGUCAACCCAGUGUGGGACGAGGAGCCCAUCAUCUUCAAAAAGGUGAUUCUUCCAACUCUUGCUUCUCUCAGAAUUGCUGCCUUCGAGGAAGGAGGGAAGUUUAUUGGUCAUCGGAUUAUUCCAGUGACUGCCAUAAGACCAGGUUAUCGUUAUAUCGGCCUGAGAAAUGAGAAAAACCAACCUCUGAUCCUACCAGUCAUCUUCGUUUACAUCGAGGUCAAAGACUACGUGCCAGACACGUUUGCAGAUGUGAUUGAGGCUCUGUCCAAUCCUAUUCGAUACGUCAACCUCCUGGAGCAGAGGUCCAAGCAGCUGGCGGCUCUGACCCUGGAGGACGGGGAGGAGGACACACAGAUGGAGGAUGAAGCCGACAGGUCUGCAGAGCGCAAGAACGACCUGAAGUCCCCUCCCCUCGAGAAUGGACUCAACCCCGCCUCUGGCCCUGCAGGCCACACCCCCAUCGCCACCACACCCAAAGCUGCCACAGCCAAUCAGCAAGCAGCUGCAACAGAUGCAGUGAAAUCAACUGCAAAGAGUGAAGAUCUGGUUUUAAAUGUCCUGAUAGAAGUCCCAGUGAGCACCAUCGAGAGUCUGCAGCAGUCCAAAGUUUACCAGAAGGAGCAAAGACGUCAGUUUAAGGAGCUGAAGGAGUUGGUGAGGAGGCACCAGAAGAAAAUCUCUGAACUCCUGCGAGAAUUCAACAACAAGCACAAGAAGGCAGCCAGACAGUGCAGCAAGAGCCGGAAUUCGCAGUCAGACAGCGAGAAGGAUGAUGUCCUCCAGCAGCUGAGAGACGAGCAACAGCAGCAGCUUCUGUCUCUGAGACAGGAGCAGUACUACAGUCAGAAAUAUCUUCAGAGAGAACACAUUAAAAUGCUGACAGAACGACUGAGCAGCCUGGCUGAGGAGAAUCACAACGCCCAGAUGAAGAAACUCAAAGAGAUCUGUGACAAGGAGAAAAAAGAGUUGAAGAAACAGAUGGAUCGAAGAAGAACAGAGAAGAUCAACCAGGCAAAGACCAAAGAGAAACAUCUGGCUGAGGAGGAGAAGAUUGAGAUCAAUAAGUCAUAUGUCAAUGAAGUUGUCCAGAAUAUAAAACGGCUGGAGGAGACUCAGGCAAAGCGCUAUGAUCAGCUGGUGGAGCAACACAAUGAACUCCUGCAGGAGAUACAAGACCAAAAACCAAAGCUUCAGGGCAUUGUGGAUGCAGAGUUUCAGGAGAAGUUCCACUGUUUGCCCGGAGAGAUCCAAGCCUUUCUACAGGACAGGAACUCAGAGGUCAGAGGUCACAGCAAGUCUCGCUCACCAACGCCACACGAGACAAUGUCAGAGGAGGACUGAAGGAAGAAGAGAGGGCGGAGAAAUGUGGAGAGGGAAAUCCAUGAGAGAAGCGUGAUGGUUCUGCUGGUUUGGUUUUUACGAUCUGUUGCCCGCUGAACUGUGGCAUGGGAGAGGAGCCGUUGGCGAUUGAGGCCAUUGCUGAAGGGCACCCCAGUAGUGGUAAAAUGAGGGUGAGACGAGUGCUGUUAUUUCUCCUUUCCCACACAUAAUUAUCCAGUCAGAGGAUUGAACCAACAACCCUCCAGUGCAAACCACACUUCUCCAGUAUUUAAGGCCACCACUUACCCACUGAAGACUCGCAACUAAAAAUCUUUGUAAUUCAAUGUCAAA
Messenger RNA from Thalassophryne amazonica, 3959 nucleotides. Its product is annotated as 1-phosphatidylinositol 4,5-bisphosphate phosphodiesterase beta-1-like. Gene Ontology annotation, cellular component: cytoplasm; nuclear speck. Bases 144 to 3629 code for a protein of 1161 amino acids. The transcript has 32 exons. The record is from RefSeq and is a predicted model, not a curated record. Lineage: Eukaryota; Metazoa; Chordata; Actinopteri; Batrachoidiformes; Batrachoididae. Gene Ontology annotation, molecular function: calcium ion binding; phosphatidylinositol-4,5-bisphosphate phospholipase C activity; calmodulin binding. Gene Ontology annotation, biological process: memory; phosphatidylinositol-mediated signaling; lipid catabolic process.